CACCUGCAGACCUUAGAGAAAGACACUAAUGGGUAUCUGAGUACGGCUGAAUUACCCCGGUGGUAGUCACAUAUUGUGACAUUCGAUUCAGUGUCGGUCUUUGCCAUGCACUUUGCUUCACAAGUUUGGGAACGAGACCAGAUCGAAUGGACAGCAGGUGGCUGAUGGGAAAUGCAUUCCAAGAAGCAGGAAGUACAACACCUAUCUGUGAUAACGGUCCAACAUGUUCUCGAUGUGCAAGGGUAUCGUCAAGUUUGGACAACGCCAGUGACUACAUCUUCAGGUACAAAUGUUACUGCAACAAAGCAUUUAGGUAAAUUCAGUACAUGUAGUAGUAGUAGUACCUACUGGGAGCCACAGCUGACCAAUGGGGCUGAUCCUGUAUGAAAUAGAAGAUGGAGAAGAUGACACUGAUGGGGGGAAGUGCUGCAAUAAGGUCCCAAUUGAGACCAUCUGUGCCAAUUUACUGAAGUGCUUGGUGGUGUUCUAUGGAGUUUUCUACAUUGCAGCCAGUAUCUGUCAUGGAGCAUUCAGGCUGGGAACUUUACAGGCAUUCGAUCCAAAGAUACCCUUUGACUUCGUGGAGCCAUUUUCCUGGCAAAGUAGCCGAUAUCUGGCCAGACUGAUUUCAAUGGAGUCUACCUACUUCGUGUGUACCUGGGCCUUUGUAGCCAUUGUACAACACUGUGUUUGGGACUAUGCCAUCACUGUCACUUUGGUACACGUCAGCAUAUGCUGUGCUGUUAUGCAAGGCUUCCCUCUGACAUGGCAGUGGUGGGUUACACUAGGCUGUGGAGUGCUCUUCAUGAUUGUGGUAGGAGAGAUAGUCCUGUGCUGUAUCAGGUGCAAGAGCCAAACGGCGAGGGUAACACCAAACUCCAGAAGAUCAGGAGUCACAUGAGAAAAGAGAUAUUCAUUAUGUUAUACCAAUGUCCUACCAUGCAAUGUGUUAACAGAAGCAUUUUAGAUUUGCCAUGACAGCUUCCUCUGCCAGGAACCAUUAGUAAAAGGCUGUAUGUACACAUAUCAAAGUUCAUGAAAUUUGUCAUGUUACUCUUUCAGUAAGAUGUUUCUGACAUGGGGCUGUCAUCCCACAUGUCAACAAAAUUGUUGUUGCUACAAAUGUCAUAUGUUGUCAGAUAAUCCAAAGUGCAAUAUUAGCAGAGCUGGCAAUAUAUAGAAAGGAUAAGUGUUCUUGUCUGUUGUUGUAAGGUCUUAAAACCAGUCAUGCAAGUGGAAAAAAUGCAUACUUUCUUUCUUGUGAUUUCUUUCUGAUAUGUCUUCCAACCAUGUUUUGUACAUAGUCAAUUCCCAUUCCCCUUUACAAUUCAAAAGUGGGGAGAGCAAAGUCUGGUGCUAAAAAUGUCUCUCAUAUUUUGCUCUUGAAAGUUAUGCAUUGAACCGAUAUUUCAAAGAUAUUGUAAUCAAUGAAGGCAUUACCUCCUAAUUCUUUAUAUUGUGUGUAGGAUGUCUACUAGCAGGACUGAAGUAUUUGUAGUAAAGGGGCAGUUGUAAUGAUUUGUAUAACAUUGCUGUUUAAUAUAGCCGUGUAUGCUAAGUCAUAUACUAGUAUGUGCAUGCACAUAAGCACACCAUCUUCAGAGUUCUGAUGCUGUAAAUAAGAACCACUGCUGCAAUACUGUUAUUAACAAUCAUGAGGUUUGUGUCCAGUUAAUUCUAAUGUUUUGCUUUCUGUAGAUGCAAGUGCCCUGCCAAGUGAGAUAUAAUUAUUUUCACAAAGAUGGUACAUCUUAUAGUCAGCGCAAUAUUCUUUUGCCUGCAUGGAAAGCUUAGUCACAAUAUGCUGUCAAUAACUGUUUCUAAUUUAAGCAAUUGGAUAUGCUCAACUGCAGUUGUACUUAAGAAUCAUAGUCAAUCUCUCUGACAGACUGUAUGACUUGUACAUUCACACUUCUGAUCAUUUAAUGAGGCUUCAAUCAUGUAAUACUGACAAACCUUUAGCAUGCUGACUCAUUUGUGGUGUGCAUUAAUAUUGAAAUGUAAAACGUAAAAGUUAUUUCUUACUCCAUAUAGUUGGUAUGUCCAAAACGCCC
Messenger RNA from Branchiostoma floridae (Florida lancelet), 2054 nucleotides. RefSeq names its product transmembrane protein 244-like. Bases 368 to 901 code for a protein of 177 amino acids. NCBI's taxonomy places the organism in Eukaryota, Metazoa, Chordata, Leptocardii, Amphioxiformes, Branchiostomatidae. The record is from RefSeq and is a predicted model, not a curated record. The transcript has 7 exons.